This is a messenger RNA of Penicillium verrucosum, 1176 nucleotides long. RefSeq lists its product as uncharacterized. The coding region runs from base 1 to 1176 and encodes 391 amino acids. Gene Ontology annotation, molecular function: protein-folding chaperone binding. The record is from RefSeq and is a predicted model, not a curated record. Lineage: Eukaryota; Fungi; Ascomycota; Eurotiomycetes; Eurotiales; Aspergillaceae. The transcript has a single exon.
AUGACUUUACUGCCCCCAACCCUCGCUCAGUCCACCUUGGGCGAGAAGUGCGCAGUAUACAUAGACCAGGUCGCCGACAUCCUCCCCGUCCACCUACACUCCCUCCGCCAUCAACUGGACCCAAUUCUCACCUACCUGUCCAACACGCCCCUCGGUCCUCUCGCGCAAAAGCUACCAUUCGCACCAGAUAAUCAGCCUAUCGCUCUUUUUGCAGCUGUUACCGUCUGCCUGUUCACCGUCGUGAUGAGUUGGCGCAACCCCUUAAAAAUGCUACGUCGCUCGCCGAGUUAUGCUCCCGCAUCCAACCCACAUGUUAGCGAUGAGGACUUCAGUUAUAUCACACCUUCAGACAUCGCGGACCCGCAGGUAGAUGAUGGAGAGCCGGAUAUUAUUGCCCUCCGCCACCGUGGCACCAUCUACCCAUUGCGCUUCCGCGCAUACGCGAUCGACGACGGUGUUUUGACCAUCGGAGACCUACGAGAGGCUGCCGCUGAGAGCACCGGAGCCGGCCACCCGGACUGUGUGAGACUGCUGUACAAGGGAAAGCUACUCAAGAACAACGCGGGUACAUGCAAAGCCGAGGGACUCAAGCAGCACUCUGAGGUGCUAUGCGUGGUCUCCGAAGCGGGAGCAGGCUCCCCGAGCGAUGCCUCCGACGACGGACAAACCAUUCCUGUAACUGCAUCGGCGCCAGCACCGCCGCCGCUGCCCCGCCCCACUAGUGCAGGAGAUGCAUCGUCUCCUCCCACACCCCCGAGUGGAAAGAGCAAGAACUCGAGAAGGAAGAAACGCAAUGGCAAGAAGCCGCCCGUCAGCGCAGAAGCCUCUGGUCCAUCUCGGCCGCCACGGCCUACGUCGUCGUCAGGCCACUCAGGCGUCCCUGCCCUGCCCCCUAACCUCAAGUUGCUGCAAACGCCACUGGAGCAGGUCACUGCUUUGGCCGGAUGGUUCGAGCAAGAGAUGAAGCCGCUUUGCGAGGAAUACAUUGCGAACCCACCUAGUGACCCGAAGAAGCGGGACUAUGAACAUAAGAAACUGAGCGAGACGAUCCUCGCACAAAUCCAGUUGAAGGCGGAUGGAAUCGAGCCAAAUGGUGAUGAGGUGGCCCGCAAUGCACGCCGCGCCCUCAUCAAGGAUACGCAGGUGGUGCUCGGUGAGCUGGAUAGAAUUGCAUAG